CGCUGCAGCCACUGCCGUCGGGGAAGGUCCUGGCGCUGACAUGACAUCGCGUGGCUCUCGCCCGGGCCCAAACUCCCGGCGCCCCGCGCAGUAGCCCCGCGAAGAGGCGGACUCGACCGUGCCGACCGCGAAGAAAAUCAGGCGGGCGGCAUGGAGGCGGCGCACCUGCUCCCGGCCGCCGACGUGCUGAGGCACUUCUCGGUGACGGUCGAGAGCGGCCUGAGGCCGGAGCAGGUGUCUGACGCGCGGGAGCGCUACGGCCCCAACGAGCUCCCAACUGAGGAAGGGAAGUCGCUGUGGGAGCUGGUGCUGGAACAGUUUGAGGACCUCCUGGUGCGCAUCCUGCUGUUGGCUGCCCUGGUCUCCUUCGUCCUGGCCUGCUUCGAAGAGGGCGAAGAAACCACAACAGCCUUCGUGGAGCCCCUGGUCAUCAUGCUGAUCCUUGUGGCCAAUGCUAUCGUGGGCGUAUGGCAGGAACGCAAUGCUGAGAGUGCCAUUGAGGCCUUGAAGGAGUAUGAACCUGAGAUGGGCAAGGUGAUCCGCUCAGACCGCAAAGGUGUGCAGAGGGUCCGAGCCCGGGACAUCGUCCCUGGAGACAUCGUAGAGGUGGCAGUGGGAGAUAAAGUACCCGCUGACCUCCGCCUCAUCGAGAUCAAGUCCACCACCCUGAGAGUGGACCAGUCCAUCCUGACAGGUGAAUCUGUAUCUGUCACCAAGCACACAGAUGCCAUCCAAGAUCCCAGAGCUGUGAACCAGGACAAGAAGAACAUGCUAUUCUCUGGCACCAACAUUGCAUCGGGGAAGGCCCUGGGCGUGGCAGUGGCCACAGGCCUGCACACAGAGCUGGGGAAGAUCAGGAGCCAGAUGGUGGCAGUGGAGCCAGAGCGGACGCCACUGCAGCGCAAGCUGGAUGAGUUUGGGCGGCAGCUGUCCCAUGCCAUCUCUGUGAUCUGUGUGGCUGUGUGGGUCAUCAACAUUGGCCACUUUGCCGACCCGGCCCAUGGUGGCUCCUGGCUCCGUGGCGCCGUCUACUACUUCAAGAUUGCCGUGGCCCUGGCGGUGGCCGCCAUCCCUGAGGGCCUCCCGGCUGUUAUCACUACAUGCCUGGCUCUGGGCACACGGCGUAUGGCACGCAAGAAUGCCAUUGUGCGGAGCCUGCCGUCUGUGGAGACCCUGGGCUGCACCUCCGUCAUCUGCUCUGACAAGACGGGCACCCUCACCACCAACCAGAUGUCUGUGUGCCGGAUGUUCGUGGUAGCUGAGGCCGAAGCGGGCUCCUGCCGUUUGCAUGAGUUCACCAUCUCAGGCACCACUUAUGCCCCGGAGGGUGAAGUGAGACAGGCGGAGCGGCUCGUGCGCUGUGGGCAGUUCGAUGGGCUAGUGGAGCUGGCGACGAUCUGUGCCCUGUGCAAUGACUCAGCGCUGGACUACAAUGAGGCUAAGGGCGUGUAUGAGAAGGUGGGAGAGGCCACGGAGACGGCUCUGACUUGCCUGGUGGAGAAAAUGAAUGUGUUUGACACCAACCUACGGGCCCUAUCACUGGUGGAGCGAGCCAGCGCCUGCAAUGCGGUCAUCAAGCAGCUGAUGCGGAAGGAGUUUACUUUGGAGUUCUCCCGAGACAGGAAGUCCAUGUCCGUAUACUGCAUACCUACUAGCCCUGACCUGGCAGCCCAGGGCAGCAAGAUGUUUGUGAAGGGGGCUCCUGAGAGUGUGAUUGAGCGCUGCAGCUCAGUCCGAGUGGGAAGCCACACGGUACCCCUGAAUGCCACCUCCAGGGAGCAAAUCCUGGCCAAGAUUCGGGACUGGGGCUCAGGCUCAGACACAUUGCGCUGCCUGGCGCUGGCCACUCGGGAUGCACCCCCACGGAAGGAGGAUAUGCAGCUGGACGACUGUAGCAAGUUUGUACAGUACGAGACGGACCUGACUUUUGUGGGCUGCGUGGGCAUGCUGGAUCCCCCAAGGCCUGAGGUGGCUGCUUGCAUCGCACGCUGCCACCAAGCUGGCAUCCGUGUGGUCAUGAUCACAGGGGACAACAAAGGCACAGCUGUGGCCAUCUGCCGCCGGCUUGGCAUCUUCGGGGACACAGAGGACGUCGUAGGGAAGGCCUACACAGGUCGCGAGUUCGAUGAUCUCAGCCCUGAGCAGCAGCGCCAUGCCUGUCGCACAGCAUGCUGUUUUGCCCGUGUAGAACCUGUGCACAAGUCCCGGAUCAUAGAGAACCUACAGUCCUUUAACGAGAUCACUGCCAUGACUGGAGAUGGGGUGAAUGACGCCCCAGCUCUGAAGAAAGCAGAGAUUGGUAUUGCCAUGGGCUCUGGCACAGCUGUGGCAAAGUCGGCAGCCGAGAUGGUGCUAUCAGAUGACAACUUUGCCUCCAUCGUGGCUGCAGUGGAGGAGGGCCGGGCCAUCUACAACAACAUGAAGCAAUUCAUCCGCUACCUCAUCUCCUCCAAUGUAGGCGAGGUUGUCUGCAUCUUCCUCACGGCAAUUCUGGGCCUCCCGGAAGCCCUGAUCCCUGUGCAGCUGCUCUGGGUGAACCUGGUGACAGAUGGUCUACCUGCCACAGCCCUGGGCUUCAACCCACCAGACCUGGACAUCAUGGAGAAGCUGCCAAGAAACCCUCGUGAGGCCCUCAUCAGUGGCUGGCUCUUUUUUCGAUAUCUGGCUAUUGGAGUAUACGUGGGCCUGGCCACGGUGGCUGCCGCCACCUGGUGGUUCCUUUAUGAUGCCGAGGGACCUCACGUCACCUUCUACCAACUGAGGAACUUCCUGAAGUGCUCCAAGGACAACCUGCUCUUUGCUGACAUUGACUGUGAGGUCUUCGAGUCACGCUUUCCCACAACCAUGGCCUUGUCUGUGCUGGUGACCAUUGAAAUGUGCAACGCCCUCAACAGUGUCUCAGAGAACCAGUCGCUGCUGCGGAUGCCACCCUGGCUGAACCCUUGGCUGCUGGCCGCUGUGGCCAUGUCCAUGGCCCUGCACUUCCUCAUCCUACUGGUGCCACCCCUGCCCCUUAUUUUCCAGGUGACCCCACUGAGCGGGCGCCAGUGGGUGGUCGUGCUCCAGAUAUCUCUGCCUGUCAUCCUGCUUGAUGAAGCCCUCAAGUACCUGUCCCGGAACCACAUGGAUGAAGAAAAGGACCAGAAGUGAAUUCUGGGAACAGUGGAGUCUCCGGUGUGUACCUCAGACUGAUGAUGCCCAGGCCUUCCCCUCUGCUCUCCACACUGCCAUCACGUUCAUCGCUUGCUCACCGGGCCCUGCCAAGAGUCUCUGUCCCUGCUUCCAUACACACGGGGGCUCUGUAAUUCAUGUCUUUGGGACUCUCCUGGGAAGUUCACCUAUGAAGCUCUAGCCCAGGAGCUACAGCCUGGAUGGGGGGUUGGGGGAGAUCUGCCCAGAAGCCAGAGCUGGCAGUCAGUCCAGACAUGCAGAGCCCUCUACCCCCAAAUCCAUGAGCACACUCUGGAGUAGGCACCCUCUUGCUUGGAGGCUGGUCAUUUACUUGGUGACUGGUGCCUCUACUGACUGAUGGAGGACUCCCAGAGUUCUUGCCAGCUCUGACCUCUUGCUUAGUGACUGGUCUGGGGCCUGGUCAGUAAGCGAGUGAAGUAGGGGAAACAUCUGGGCCCAGCUGUGCACAGCAAGGGCAGACAACCCCCCUUCACUCUGUUUCCACAAACAGAGGUCUCACGAGGGCUUGAGCCUCUUACUGUUUAUAUGUACAGUGGAUUAAAGGGUCAGAGAGAGGGACAUGGUGGUAGGGGAAGGGGGCUGGGCAAGGAUCCCCUUCCCAGGAGACAGCUGGCUUGUCUGCCUUGCUCUGGGUACUCCCAGACUCAGAGUUCCUGUCCUAAGCAAAUGAGAGACAUGCCAAGUCUCUCUCGGUGCUGCCCAGUCUGCCAAGCAGAGGACGGAUUUGCCCUUCAUGUCCCUGGUGCCUAAGAACCCAGACAUCCUUGGGUACCUAAUCACUGUGCCCUUUCAGCCCAGCCCUGUCCUGUGUGCACCAUCCCACAGUCUGCAUGGCUGGGUGGUUCUGAGUGCCCUAGACUCUUGGCCUCACUCUUUGCCCCCAACCCUACAUCCCCAUGUGCUGAAAGGAUGUCAAUGAGAAUGGCUAGUUACCCAAGGGCACUUCCUUUCCCUCCCUCCUUGGUGGAGGAAUGCCUGUCACAUCAUGUCAAAUGAUGGGAAAAGUGUUUGAUGGACACAAAUGUUUUCUAACUCAGCUUUUGCCCCUUUGGCAAAAAUUGGGCAAAUGGGCUCCAGGUACCGUGGCCUCUUCUUCUCCUCCCUCCCCUGUGCCCUCCAAGUCUCCAGAGAGGCCAUAAGAGAUGCAGGGUUGGGCAAGGCUCCCCUGGGAACCAGCCCACAGAGAUUCUCUGUUUCUUUCCUGCUGGAGGGAAGGCAGUCUUUGAAGUGGGGGAGGAUGGCAGGGCUCUGUACCCAUCUGUUGACAUGCAGCCAGUAGAGAAAUAAAGGUUGAGUGCCUGGGGCAACAGAGGACCGUCACCUUCUGUUUUCCUAGAGAGUGGUUCCACCAUC
Messenger RNA from Neogale vison (American mink), 4545 nucleotides. It is a transcript of the gene ATP2A3, whose product is annotated as ATPase sarcoplasmic/endoplasmic reticulum Ca2+ transporting 3. NCBI's taxonomy places the organism in Eukaryota, Metazoa, Chordata, Mammalia, Carnivora, Mustelidae. The coding region runs from base 151 to 3150 and encodes 999 amino acids. Gene Ontology annotation, cellular component: membrane. The record is from RefSeq and is a predicted model, not a curated record. The transcript has 21 exons. Gene Ontology annotation, molecular function: ATP binding; ATP hydrolysis activity; P-type calcium transporter activity. Gene Ontology annotation, biological process: calcium ion transmembrane transport; intracellular calcium ion homeostasis.